Messenger RNA from Parasteatoda tepidariorum (common house spider), 2309 nucleotides. Its product is annotated as WD repeat-containing protein 20. NCBI's taxonomy places the organism in Eukaryota, Metazoa, Arthropoda, Arachnida, Araneae, Theridiidae. Gene Ontology annotation, molecular function: protein binding. The record is from RefSeq and is a predicted model, not a curated record.
GUCUCGAAGACAAAUUUGUAAAUUCUCAACUUUUGUCGGAUUUCUUUAAUUUUUAAUGGCAACUAUUGUUGAUACUCAUUUCGGUUACUGUUCUUCAGAAAAGUUAAACAAGAAAAUAAUAAACUGUACUGCUCUAGUGCUAAUUGAUGAAAUCAUGUUGUUUCUAUCCCAGUGUCGUAAAACUUUUUUUGAAUCUAUGUACUUCGAGCUGUCUUCCUAAUGAUGUUACCAUUUUAUGAACAUCCGGGAUAUUUAAUUUCCUCAUCAAUGUUGAGUCGGUAAAAUGGCGGUGCAGUGUGACGGGGGAGGCAAAGAUGAACUUAAGACUCAAUUUAUGACAAGAGAAGGAGUGUAUAAAUUAAUGACGUUAUCCGAAUAUUCUAGACCCAAUAAAAUUAAUUAUAAUGUACAAGGCAAUACUCCUGUGAAAGUUUCUUUUGUAAACAUGCCUGAUUCUUCCGGUAACGGCGAUCGUAUUUGCUUUAACGUGGGACGAGAACUUUAUGUUUACAUGUAUAAAGGAGUGAAAAAGGCUGCAGAUUUGACAAAACCGGUUGAUAAACGAGUGUAUAAGGGAACUUAUCCUACGUGCCAUGAUUUCAAUCAAUGCACUGUCACUAGUGAUGGAGUAUCACUUUUGGUUGGUUUUUCUGCUGGUCAGAUUCAAUUAAUCGAUCCUGUCAAAAAAGAACUUAGUAAAUUGUAUAAUGAAGAGAGGUUGAUAGAUAAAACAAAAGUAACCUGUCUGAAAUGGGUGCCAGGAUCCCAAAACCUUUUCCUUGUGUCUCAUACCAGUGGACAAAUGUAUGUUUAUAAAGAAGAUUUACCUUGUGGAAAUACACCUCCACAUUAUCAACUAUUUAAGCAAGGUGAAGGGUUUGCUGUUUAUACAUGUAAAACAAAAAGUACAAGAAAUCCACUCUAUAGGUGGGUAAUAGGCUAUGGUGCUCUAAACGAAUUUUCAUUUUCUCCUUGUUCAAAAUAUCUUGCUACUGUUAGUCAAGAUGGCUUCUUAAGAAUUUUUAAUUAUGAUACAAUGGAUCUUGUGGGAGUAGUAAGAAGCUUUUUUGGUGGCCUAUUAUGUGUGUGUUGGAGUCCAGAUGGGAAAUAUGUUGUAACUGGAGGAGAAGAUGAUCUUGUAACUGUAUGGUCUUUUCAAGAGAAAAGAGUUGUUGCUAGAGGACAUGGCCAUAAAUCAUGGGUUAGUGUUGUUGCAUUUGAUGCAUAUGUAUAUAAUGAUUCUGAUGUUAUUGAUUUAAGUGGUAGUGAAGAAGAAGUAAGUCCAUUACCUCCUGAUAAUACUAGUGAUUCUUCAAAAACGUUAGCAUCAGGAAGUAAAUCUGGUUCGGGCAGCUUGCUUCCUAAUUCAGUGUGUGCGAGAAAUUCAUUAUCUGGUAGUAGGUCUUUAAAUAUUACUUCCUAUAGGUUUGGUUCUGUAGGACAAGAUACCCAAAUUUGUUUUUGGGAUUUGACUGAAGAUGUUUUAAAACAACCUAUAGGGAGGACUAGAACUAGUAUGUUGCUCAAUAGUCCAAGUACACAUCCUCCAAGCUUAAGUAAAUGUAAUAGUGUUGGAAAUGCGCAAGCUAAUUGUUGUCCAAAAGAAACUCCACUUGUGGAUGGAAAUUUAACUUUGCCAAGUCUCAGUAUAGGAAAUAAAAGUGCAACAUUGGAAAAAGAGAAAAAGUCUGACAAAGAACAUAAGAGAAACUUUAGUCUUGCUUCAAGGAAUGCUGAUAAAAAUAGCCUUAAUAAAUCCAACCAAAGUAAGGUGUUGGAUGAUCCUGUGAAAUUAAUAGGAACUCCUGUUUGUCCUCGGAGAGAUGAAGUUUCUAUGCUAGAACCUCUUAUAUGCAAAAAAAUAGCACAUGAAAGGUUAACUGCAUUAGUUUUCAGGGAGGACUGCUUUGUUAUUGCCUGCCAGGAAGGUUUUGUCUGUACCUGGGCAAGACCUGGUAAAGGGAUACUUGCUCAACAUGUGUCUAGCCCAAGUUCCAGUAAUCCAAGUGGAGGAACGGUUGUUUAACACUAGAGAAAGUAUAAUUUAACAUUUUGACAAACUACCUAAAUGUUUCCUACACAGCAGCUGUUUUAUUCAUGCUGCUUAUCUUGCUAGUCCCAGUGAAACUUAUGUAAAACAUAAUCAAAAAUGAAAUCUUGCUUCUCAUUCUGGGGCAAUAAAAGCAUUUCUAAGAUAUUGAAAAGAUUUUCGCAUUUCAGCUAUAACAGUUAAAAGUUAUAAACUUUCAAUAUAUAGUUUAUUUUUAUGUCUUAUGGAAGACUUGUUUUAUUUCUUUUACUAAGAGAAA